Messenger RNA from Pleuronectes platessa (European plaice), 954 nucleotides. Its product is annotated as protein brawnin. Bases 178 to 405 code for a protein of 75 amino acids. The record is from RefSeq and is a predicted model, not a curated record. Gene Ontology annotation, cellular component: mitochondrion. Gene Ontology annotation, biological process: mitochondrial respiratory chain complex III assembly. Lineage: Eukaryota; Metazoa; Chordata; Actinopteri; Pleuronectiformes; Pleuronectidae. The transcript has 3 exons.
UUUUCGUUGGUUCUGUGAGUAAAGAAAGAGUGAGAGCUCUUCACUCUGUCAGACCAUCUCCGUGUCAGCUGAACAGCAUGACCUGUGUGACACUAAUGUUUGAAACCUCAUGAAAACAGCGUCACUUUGCUUAUUUAAAUGACCGUGACAUAAACCAGGUGCAGGAAGUGUGUGAGGAUGCCAGCCGGUGUGUCUUGGCCUCGGUACCUGAGGAUGUUUGGAGCCAGUGUACUGGCCAUGUUUGCAGGAGCACAGGUCGUCCAUCAGUACUACCUACCUGAUCUGAGUAUACCAGAUAUCCCACCAAGGCCCGGGGAGCUUCAGACAGAGCUGCAGGGAUACAGAGUCAGAGAAGAAGCUGCUGCUACGUUACAGCAGCUCAGAGAAGAACAAAAAGUGGACUGAUGAGGAGUUAUACGUCCUCUGUGUGAUGGACACACAUCGAGCAGACUUUGUCCAGUUUUUGCCACCAGCUAGAGUCUGAAGAAUGCCUGGGUGAACUGGAACAUCAGUAAAUGGAGAUCUUCUGUGUUUGCCGUUUUCUUACAAUAGAUCCAACGAAUGGGAUUGAAUACAACAAUGGAGAUUUGCUGCCCAAAAUGAAGACCUUAACUUUUACUUCCAGUUGUAUCCAUCUGUUGUCAAUACAUAUUUACAUCCUUUUUGAUUGUCUUUGUAUUUGUAGAUUGAUGAAAUAUGCUACACACAGCAACUGCUGUAAGGUCAUGAAGUUGUUUAUGGUUUUGACUAUGUACAAAGAAUAUUUUUCGAUGAAAAAUAUCCCAGUAAAUAUUUUACCCAGGAAUAUACAUGGAUCUGCAAAAUGAAUACACAAUUUUGACGAUUGACCAACAUGGUGUCACUCAGGCAAUACAGGACUCCUGCUCAACCUCUGAAUUACCCUGAACCACAUCCUAAUUCUUCUGGGGUGAGAUUAAAGAUACUUGUCUAGUC